UCCAGUAGCUGCAGCUGAAUAAGAAGAAUACUGAAAACAAUUCUUCUGCAGAAAUAACUUAAAAGCUUACUGGGCUAAUAAAUCAGUUUGUUUUCAGGCUUAAGAGUUAAUUUAUUGGAAACGUAUAUAUAUAUAGAAUAACUUAUAAAAUGACGGAAGGCAGACAGAAGCUUUGGGUAAGACUGGCCUUAAUAUAUAUCAUCGUAUGUGAAGUUGGAGGAGGUUGCAUUAACUACGGUCACUCAUGUCUCGGAGGUCAUGGAAAAAGGGGAAUCAACGGCAUAUUUCACGAGACAGGUGAUCUGAAGAAGCUCAUUUCUCAACUACUGCAAAACGAUCGAACUAGUUUCAAGUACCCCGGAUUCAAUUCGAUUGGUCGUGCUGAGGGUCGACUGCCGCUGAAUAAUCUCUAUUCAAGUGCUAAAAAUAAACAACAAUACGACAGUCCACCAGAGUACAACUUUGCCUCUUCUUCCUCUGAAGAUCGCGACUACCCGAAAGAUGACCAUCAUCGGUUGAAUCCUAGAUAUCCAGGAGAAGACAGUGGAGCUGACGACCGUUUCUACUCCACCGACAGCCGUCUUUAUAACUUAAUAAUCAGUGCUGUAAGAGAUGUUAACUAGCUCUAAUACUGAUCAGUUUUAAUUGUUUACCACUAUACGUUGUCCUGGCUCUUGAAUUUACCGUAAAACUACACC
Messenger RNA from Limulus polyphemus (Atlantic horseshoe crab), 698 nucleotides. RefSeq lists its product as uncharacterized. The record is from RefSeq and is a predicted model, not a curated record. The coding region runs from base 150 to 623 and encodes 157 amino acids. The transcript has 3 exons. NCBI's taxonomy places the organism in Eukaryota, Metazoa, Arthropoda, Merostomata, Xiphosura, Limulidae.